AUGAACCGAGCUGAGACAUUCUCCUUUGUCAACCCUUUGAUUAGAUAUUUUCUCUUCAUCUUCAGCUUCUUAUUUUGGGUUUUCUCCAUGUUGAUUGUUGCAAUUGGAGUGUAUGCUAAAUUCCAGAAAGCUGUGGACACAGUGCGGGACACGUUCCUGAUCGACCCAGCUGUCAUCCUAAUUGUGGUGGGGGUGGUCAUGUUUUUCAUCACUUUCUGUGGCUGUAUCGGAGCCCUCCGAGAGAACAUUCGCCUCCUCAAGACAUUCUCUUUCAGUCUGACAUUGGUCUUCCUCAUCCUACUGGCCAUAGCAGUUCUGGGCUUCUUCUACUCUGAUCAGACCCGGGGUGCUUUGGGAAAAUUUGUGAAGAAAGCCAUUGUACACUACAGGGACGACCUGGAUCUACAAAACCUGAUGGAUUACAUCCAGAAAGAGAUCAAAUGCUGUGGAUGGAAUAAGUACACAGACUGGUCUUGGAACCUGUACUUUAAUUGUACACAUGAGAAUCCCAGCUUUGAGCGCUGUGCUGUUCCUUACUCCUGUUGCACUCCUGUACCUGGCGAGGCAGUGAUUAACACUAUGUGCGGUUUUGGGGUUCAAACCCAGGACUACCGAGAGGCAAACGCGUUAAUUUACCCAGUAGGCUGCGCAGACAGGGCAGUGACAUGGAUUGAGUCUCAUCUGUUGCUGGUGGGGGGUCUUGCCCUGGGUCUGGCCUUGCUUCAGAUUGCAGGAAUCGUACUGUCCCAGAUCCUGAUCUCUCAGAUCCAAGAUGAGAUUACCUCGGUACUGUGAGAGAGGGCCAAUGAAGGGGAAGAGGAGGGAAGAAAAUCAUUUCCAGUACUUCUCUCAUCACCCUCUGACAUGUGCAAGGACACCUUUUCUAUUUUUUAACAGCUACUAUAUCAGUGCUA
Monopterus albus (swamp eel) is the source of this 914-nucleotide messenger RNA. RefSeq names its product tetraspanin 33b (gene tspan33b). The record is from RefSeq and is a predicted model, not a curated record. The coding region runs from base 1 to 795 and encodes 264 amino acids. The transcript is spliced from 8 exons. Lineage: Eukaryota; Metazoa; Chordata; Actinopteri; Synbranchiformes; Synbranchidae. Gene Ontology annotation, cellular component: plasma membrane.